Coccomyxa subellipsoidea C-169 is the source of this 639-nucleotide messenger RNA. RefSeq lists its product as hypothetical. The record is from RefSeq and is a predicted model, not a curated record. The transcript has 3 exons. Lineage: Eukaryota; Viridiplantae; Chlorophyta; Trebouxiophyceae; Coccomyxaceae. The coding region runs from base 1 to 639 and encodes 212 amino acids.
AUGAAGCCAAAGCAAUAUAGCCUACCUGCAAAGCAGCAGAGGCCUCGGUCCAAACGCAAGGCCGCUGACUCUGCCGUGCGAGAUGCGUACAUAGCGAACAAGACGCAGCCUUCACCGACCUCUAGCACAAGCAGCCAAAGUGAGCAGAUAAUCGUGGAGAGCACACCGGCAAAGCCCCGGCAAAGCCUGCGCGUCAGGCGAUCGUCCACCACUCCAACCAGUGCACCAAAGACCCCUCCAAAGGGACCCAACAACCUCAGAAGCCGGCCCCAGACCCCCCAGAGCACAAUCCUCACCAGAAGUCGACGAGCCUUCCAGCAGGAGGAGCCUGUCACCCCCAUAGAGAGCAGUCAAAGCAAUGCCCUGGAAGCAGCUGCAGUCCUGGGCGAUCUCUGCUGCACCAAUAAGCCAACACUCACAGCCCUGCAGCCCCGUUUCUCUCCCCCAGCUUUCCCUGACUUCUUCUAUGGCACUGUUGACUUCCUGGCGCUCACCCUCAAGCGCCGGAUACUCGAUGCACACAUGCGCGAGUGGUUUGCCAGCUUUGGCUGCUGGUAUGACCUGCCAGACAUGUGCCUGCCUGUCAAGAAGCGGCGGUUGUAUCGCCAGGUGUCACCUGCUGCGUCCCAAUCUGAGUAG